AUGGCGUCGCUCCUGCACGACAUCCAGCUUGAUGAGGCCUCCUACGUGGACCUACUGCGCAAGAUCAUCGGUGUAUCCGAGAAGAUGCAAAAUGCGCCGAGUCUGGGGCUUAUCCCUCAGGUGAAUCUCGUGUCCGAUAUUGUGCUAGCCGAGCUCCAGCCCUACAACAAAACGAACGGUGGAUAUCUGACCGUCGAGCGCGUGGAGUUUGUGGCUGGUCGUGGCAAUGCUUAUCAGCACCCGGAUUUUGCUCACAGCGAGAGGACGGUGGCGUUCGUAGGCUCCCACAUGGACGUGGUGCCUUCCAACCCCGAGGGCUGGGAGAGAGACCCCUUCACGCUUACAGUGGAAGGUGACAAUCUGUACGGACGUGGUACAACGGACUGUUUGGGCCAUGUAGCACUCAUGACGGAGUUGUUUAAGGGACUGUCCCAGAAGAAAGUCAGUAUCGAGACUAAGGUGGUCUGUGUACUCAUCGCUUCCGAGGAGAACUCGAAGAUUCCGGGGGCCACUGGGAAGCUGUUUCACAGCGGUCUACCCAAUUUGGGUAUUAAUGGCAUUGAACUGGGCAUGGAUGCGCUGACCAAAAUCCAGGAACGGUUCUACAAGGACUUUGGUCCUUUACCUCAAGAAAAAGAGUACAAUUACUCGUGUCCAUCGACUAUGAAGCCGACAAAAAUUGAGUCCUCCACCAACGGACUGAACCAAAUUCCGCCAUGGGUGAAGAUCACAGGCGGCUUAAUUGCCAAGUUGCACUCGUAUGUCGACGACCUGAACGCCAACAUCACGUCACUGGAGGGAAAACGGGGUCCUGUGUCCAAAUAUACGCUACCAGAAGAGAGUUGGAGCGGCAAACUGGAGCUGACAUUCGCGAAACAUUACUUAGAGGGAAUCGCAUGCUCGCUCGAAUCUGUCGGCUACAAGCACGCGCCAUCAUUUCUACACCACAAUCUUUGCACUACAGAUUUUAACAUGCGUAUCCUCCACUUUAAGGUCGUUGCAUGCUGCUAUCGCCGAUGUGCUAGGCGAGGCUAA
Messenger RNA from Phytophthora infestans T30-4, 1035 nucleotides. RefSeq lists its product as uncharacterized. NCBI's taxonomy places the organism in Eukaryota, Oomycota, Peronosporomycetes, Peronosporales, Peronosporaceae. The record is from RefSeq and is a predicted model, not a curated record. The transcript has 4 exons. Bases 1 to 1035 code for a protein of 344 amino acids. Gene Ontology annotation, molecular function: hydrolase activity.